Messenger RNA from Penicillium salamii, 1569 nucleotides. Lineage: Eukaryota; Fungi; Ascomycota; Eurotiomycetes; Eurotiales; Aspergillaceae. The record is from the annotation of a GenBank genome assembly.
AUGACUUUCUACCUCGUGACUUUCUGCUGCGUAUUUGCAGCUCUGGGGUCGUUUUUGUUUGGCUAUGACUCAGGCGUGAUUUCCUCCAGCAUCGAGCAAGAGGCCUUUCUUCGCCGAUUUGGAUCCCCAGGCCUGUCUGACGCGGCGGCUGGUGGAAUUAUCUCCUCGUACACAGGCGGCGCUAUCGUGGGCUCGGUCCUCGCCCCAUACAUCUCGGACUACUAUGGUCGCCGAAUGGUGAUUUUCAUCGGUGGACUGCUGGCGACCCUGGGCGCUGCCCUCCAGGGAGGUGCAGUGACCGUUGCGAUGUUGAUUGCGGGUCGAUUCAUCGCGGGGUUGGCAAUUGGUCAAAUGUCUGCCACUAUUCCCGUCUACUGUAGCGAGGUUGCUCCGCCGCAGAUUCGAGGGAUGCUGGCGAGUAUUCAGCAAUGGAUGAUUGGACUGGGAAUUAUGGUCGCUCAAUGGACGGGAUAUGGAUGCUCCCUUCGUGGUGGUACUUUCUCCUGGCGCUUUCCACUGUCUUUCCAAGUCGUUCCAGCCAUCAUUCUCACCUGUGGCGUUUGGUUCCUCCCCGAGUCGCCCAGGUGGCUUAUCGAAAAGGGCAGACAUAGCGAGGGCCGAUCUAUUCUCGCUCGACUGCAUCUCAACCGCAGUGCGACCAAUGAAAAAUUCCUCGAGGACGAACUCUCCCAGAUAUGCGACAGUCUAGAGUCGGAAAAGCAGUCCGCGGUGCGCUCUUGGCGCCAACUCCUCCGAUCCCCGCGCUGGCGACGUAGGAUCCUACUAGCCUGCGGCCUACAGGCUUUCACUCAGUGCUCUGGCACAAACGUCGUGCAAAACUAUGGUCCCCGACUCUAUAAGUCCUUGGGUCUAUCUACAACCAAAUCCCUGAUGAUCAUAGGCAUCUGGGGCGCCCUGGCGGUAUUCUGGAAUACCGUGUUCAUGUUAUUUAUCGACAAAGUCGGACGUCGAAAGCUACUCAUCCCAUCCCUGUUUGGCAUGGGAGCAGCGAUGUGCGUCGAGGCGACGCUUGCCCGAUACUUCGACUUCGACGAUAGUAACGCCAACCCCGAUGCCCUGCGCGCAGCCAUUGCCAUGUUCUUCGUCUUCUCGCUCUUCUUCACAGCUCUGGGGAUGAUCUCCUGGAUCUAUCAGGCCGAAAUCUUCCCCACGCCCAUCAGAGCGCGCGGCUCGUCAAUGGCAACGGCCACGAAUUGGAGCCUGAACCUGAUUUUCGCGCAGUGCUCUCCGAUUGCACUCACGAAUCUCGGAUAUAAGUAUUUCUACUGCUUUGUGGGAUUCAACUGGGCUGCUAUGAUUAUUGUCUGGCUAUACUACCCAGAGACUGCAGGUCGUUCUCUGGAGGAGGUUGAGGGGGUCUUCACGGUUGAAUUGACGGAGCAGGUUGAUCAACCUCCUGUUAGCGACAAUACCGUUGGCACUGCGGCGCGCUCUCAGAUUCGACGCAAGGGAUUACAUCCCCUGUCGAUGAAUCCUGCUUUCGAUACCAUGAGUAUUGAGAGUGGUAGGUGUGGAUCUGAAAAGGGAAUUGAGGUGAGGGAGAUCUGA